AUGUCUUUUCAAGAUUUCGAUCCCGCGCACAUUUUGCUCAAUUACACCAUUGACAAUACUCCCGUUUCUGUUUCUUUUGCGGCAUUGAAUCUGUUUCAGGCCGAUAGCGCAAAACAGGGAGUCAUCCAAGGACUAGGUAUUGGGACAGGCGUGAUUCUUGCUCUUGUUUCGUGGUGUAGUAUCGCCAACAAAAAAACGCCCGUGUUCAUCUUGAACCAGGUAUGUUUGGUCUUGAUGGUAGUACGCUCUAUUUUGUACAUUGUGUAUUUAAUGGGUCCACUAAACUCACUUGGUUUUAAUUUCACCAAUAUCUACGACACAGAAUGGACCGCAUUUCGUGUUUCGAUAGCGGUGACCGUUGUGUAUGUGCUUCUCAUUGCCGCCAUAGAAUGUCUUUUCGUAUUUCAGGUCUACGUGAUGUUCAAAGGCUGCAAGACGAAGUUGUGGAAAUUUGGUAUGGUCGCAUUCUCUUCCACACUUGCAUUGGCCGUUGUGGUUAUUUAUGUGUGUGAAGCUACUUUCAAUUUGAGGGAUACAUGGGCUGGAUUCCAUGGCAUUCCUCGAUCGCCCCACUGGCGAAUCAACUUGCCGUACAUUUUGUUCUGCAUUUCGGUUAAUUUCCUUAGUAUUUUGCUUAUUGGAAAGCUCGCGAUGGCCAUUCGUACCAGGAAGAUUCUCGGACUCAAACAAUUUGACGCACUCCAUGUCUUGUUGAUCAUGACUUUGCAAACAUGCAUUAUUCCUUCGGCAAUGGCAAUCUACAAUUACACCUCUCACGAAAGAUCUCCUAUUUUCGUCAAUUUGAGUGUGAUCAUAAUCGUGUGCAACUUGCCAUUCAGCAGUUUAUGGGCAUCAUCCGCCAAUACCUCUUCUGUGCCAAACUCAUGUCUGAACAGUGUAUUUAGCCGUACUUCCAGUCGCGAAUCUGAGGAAACUUUGGCCUUUUCUUUCCGCAGUAAGGCAAAUCCAAAGUCCGAGUAUGUGGCUAGCACCGACAUCGAGAAGGAUUCUGGAGAAGGAUCAAUUGCUGAGGAUGCAACCAUCAACAAGAUUCUUCGGGAAAUCGAAAUGGAGUCUAGAUAUCAGGCACGAUAG
Australozyma saopauloensis is the source of this 1095-nucleotide messenger RNA. It is a transcript of the gene STE2, whose product is annotated as alpha-factor pheromone receptor. Gene Ontology annotation, cellular component: G protein-coupled receptor homodimeric complex; membrane. Lineage: Eukaryota; Fungi; Ascomycota; Pichiomycetes; Serinales; Metschnikowiaceae. The transcript has a single exon. The coding region runs from base 1 to 1095 and encodes 364 amino acids. Gene Ontology annotation, biological process: G protein-coupled receptor signaling pathway. The record is from RefSeq and is a predicted model, not a curated record. Gene Ontology annotation, molecular function: mating-type factor pheromone receptor activity; pheromone binding.